Molecule: messenger RNA, 2266 nt
Organism: Galleria mellonella (greater wax moth)
Lineage: Eukaryota; Metazoa; Arthropoda; Insecta; Lepidoptera; Pyralidae
Exons: 3
Coding region: 261-1112 (283 amino acids)
Source: RefSeq, a predicted model, not a curated record
GAUGCAUAUUCACUGCCACGGUCGCGUGCCCAAUAACUCGUAUUGGGAAUCGUAUUUAGCGUAUUCAGUCUACUACACAACGUCGAGACGGUUAGCCGUGCCGUACGAACGAAUAUCGUGAUAUUCUAGUGAUAAUGAUAACACCACAGCUAGAACACAACAUAACUAUUGUUUAGUAGUGGAAUUUUCAAGUGACGAAUCAAUCGUCCGUUAUUUUUGAAUUAGUACCAAGCGGUUGUUUGAAAAUAGAACACCUCAAGAUGAAUACUGUGACAAUAUUAUUUGGCAUCUUACUUUGCACGGCUGCGGCAAAUAGCCGGCAAUACAACGAUCGAGUCGAUACAGAAGUAACGUCAGAUGAGUUGGAUCACAUCGGAAAAGCAAGAGAUGAAGCUGCAAAUAAAAUGCGUCAUCGCCGAAGAAGAUGGCAAAGCAGUUAUGGAUAUGAUUACCCACCGCCACCUAUUCCUUAUUAUCCAGACAGAAGGGAAUAUGAGCGGCCAAAUCAACAGCAAGAUCUUCUACCUCAAAUAUUGAGACUUCUAGAUGAAAUAUCCAUUUACGUGAAACGACCUCCACCACCACCGCAACCAAUCUAUGUACCUUAUCCAGUACCUUACCCAGUACCUCAACAAUGUAUCUGUCAAGCAAAAGGUACCACUGAAAAAACUCCAACGCAGGUAACCCCCGAUGUUGACAAAAGAAUAAAACCAGAAAUAGAAGACGAACGACAGAAUUGGGGUAUAGUAGAUUCUAAUACGGACAGUGAAUAUGACGACAACGGUGAUGGAUCCCGGCCGAUAUCUUUCGAACCGAUAAAACCGAAACGACCUAUGCAACGACCGCCACCUGAUGUUGAUCAUGGAAGUAGCCAAGCAAAUAACGAUCUACAAACACAAGCAUCUAUAAAUUCUAAAACGGAUACUAAUUUGCCGAGAACAUCUUCUACUUGCAAUGGAGCGAUACUGUCUUGCUGCAACCAUCAACAACAAAAACAAUGUUUCACAAGGCUCGGCUGUGCCAUGACAUUCGCGAGGGGUAAUGCCUGUACCCAAGAUUCUAUCGCAACAGCGAUAGAAUCUUUUAAGAUAGCUUAUGCCCCUGUAUAUUGAGAAAAUGUAUAUGGAAUAAGUGCUUUAAUGUCAUCAGUAUUGUAGUGAUAUAAUCGUAUUAACGUCUGUUGUAAUUUUAUAUAUAUUCGGAAGUAUUCGCAAUAAAUUUAUUUCGACGGUUUCAAAUAGCCCUUGAAAUGAGUUUAAGUAAACAAUUUACAUUUGUGUAAAUUAUUAAGAGGUUGAAUCUUUUUAUUCUCGGCAUUUGGUGAAACUUUAAAUAUGUAUUGCAAGAACACUAACUUCAUCAACCUUCGGUUUAGUCCUUCGCGUUCGCUUUCUUCGUACUAGAAAAAGGAUUUUGUUCCACGAUAAAAAAAUCUUUCACAGUUUAAGUGAGAUGUUUUUAUUUAUCUGAUAAUAUUAAAAAAAAUAAUUUCAAGUUUUAAUGAUCACACAUUAAAAAGAACGUCUCUCAAUACUGUUCACGGAGAUUUAGUUCUCCAACCUUUCUUACAAUGAAUCUUGACUAUAUUGCUUAAAGUUGUUCACAGUAUCGUUUAUCAAGUGCUGAUUAAUGAACAUCGAUUCGAAUAAUAGUUCUAAAUUUGAAGUUUUGAAUAUAUUUACUAUAUGAUCUAUAGAAAUUCUGAAAUUAUUUGUAAAGUCCUAGAGUGAGCUGAGAUGUACUAACGAUUAGUUGGUAAUUUUAUAAUUUAAUAUAACUCUUGAAAUAUUAAAUGCCAUAAUAAUAAUGAUCCUUUUUCUGUUAAGAUUUAAUAUUUAUUAAACAUAUUAUAUGAAGGGUAUAUAGAUACACAUGUUGUAUGUGAUAUCGACCCUGAGGUCCUUCCAAUAUAUUCAGUGUUCAUGUAGGCGUUUGAGGAUGGUUAAGUAAAUAAAGAGGCAUUUAUAUAAGUAGGAACGAAUAGGUAUUAUUAUAAAUGUUUUAAUAAUGAGAAUUAUAUUUAAAAUUAAGCAAAGAUAAAAUAAGUCCUUCAGAGUGGCUCUGUUAUGUAAUUAAAAAUUAUCAGGAUACCAAAAACGGUAUAAAAUUAAUUUUUGUAAUUUAAGCGAUGUUAAUGUAAUAUCAUGAUGUUGGCAGCUACUUAGAUGAAUAAGUGUUCCUAGUCUGUUUUCUUAUGUAGUAGAUAUAUGUUUUGUAUAUGACCUUGUAUUAUUGUUAGUAAUAAAAUCUAAAUUAACAAGGAGAA